GGGGCUCUGCCACCCACCCCGAGUCAGGGCUGGGGCAUGGAUGGGGCAGAGCUCAGCACUGCAGUAAAGCCCCAGCUGGGCUGUGUGCUUGUGGCUCUGGGUGUCGUGGGGCUCCGUGUGCCAGCCCCAGGGUGCCAUCGUACCCCAUCCCUGGGAGCUGAGCUGGGGGGCUGGGAGGGAGCAGGGCUCUGGCUGGUGGCAGGCAGGCAAGGACGGUCCCUGCAAGUCCCUGCCCAACAGUAGCUGGGGAAGGGGGGGUAUCAGGUGCCCCAGAUCCUGCUGCUGCUCUCGUGGGUGCUAAUACCCCCUAAUCAGCUGUCAGUCACUGCAGACCCCAGCAGCUAUAAAAGACCCGGGAGCAGCUCCCCGGCUCCUCUCCUGCAGAAUGGCAGCACCUCGGGGCGAGAGGAGCCCAGGACAAGGGCUGGGGGGCUGCGGGGGGCCCUGGGGGACCCUGCGGGGGCCGCCCCAAGCCCUCCUGCCCUGCCCCUGCCCCUACUCCUGCCCCUGUCCCGUUUUGGCCGGGUACAGCCUCCUGCCACCCCCGCUCAGCCUCGUGACGCCCCUGGUAAGUGCCGCGUGCGGCUCCGGGGAGGAACGGGAUGCGGGGCUCUCCCGGGACCGGGAUGGGACUGUGCGGGGUGGUUGGAAUCGGGCUGGGGACCUGCUGUCCCGAGGCCCCGGCAUUCUCCUGCCCGCACACACACACCGUCCUGCACUUGGCACUUGGGGUGCGCAUGGGAGAGGGAAACGACGGGCAGGAUUCAGCUCUGCCCUCUGCCACGCACAAGGGGCCGAGCCCUGGCAUCCCACAGCCCCUCUCCUCUGGCUGUCACGCCCCCCGGUCCCACCCUGACGCCCCUGUGCCCCUCCAGGUCUCAGCACCCUACGAGGUGCCGCUGGGGCUGCCCGCAGAGCCGGGGCGGGUGAAGGCGGCGGCGGCGCGAGAGAGCACCGGGGCACUGAAGGCUUGGCUGGCGCGACACCCCAGGAACCCCUACCCCAGCAAGGGGGAGAAGGUGAUGCUGGCCGUGGUCAGCCGGAUGAGCCUCACCCAGGUCUCCACCUGGUUCGCCAAUGCCCGCCGGCGCCUCAAGAAGGAGAAAAAGGCGAGCUGGGCCACACACAGCGCCUCGGACGGCGAGGACAGCGAGGGCGAGGGGGUCCCGUCGGGGGCCGUCCCCAUUCCCAGUUCCAGCCCCGUGCAGGAUGGGUGCGGGGGCAGCCCCGAGGUGACAACAGGCCCUGGGCAGGACAAGCAGCCCCAGAAACCCAAGAUCUGGAGUGUGGCAGAGAUGCUGGAAUCUUCCCCCAGCAAGAACGGGUGUCCUCCGGGGAUGCCAGUGGUGCUGGAGCAGCUAUAGGGCUGGGACAGUCACGCCCUGUCCCCAAGGGCAUGACAGGAGAGACAGGCAUGGGAUCCAGCAGCUGCCUCACCAAGGA
Passer domesticus (house sparrow) is the source of this 1443-nucleotide messenger RNA. RefSeq names its product putative iroquois-class homeodomain protein irx-1. Gene Ontology annotation, cellular component: nucleus. The record is from RefSeq and is a predicted model, not a curated record. The transcript has a single exon. Gene Ontology annotation, molecular function: DNA-binding transcription factor activity, RNA polymerase II-specific; RNA polymerase II cis-regulatory region sequence-specific DNA binding. Gene Ontology annotation, biological process: cell development; neuron differentiation; regulation of transcription by RNA polymerase II. NCBI's taxonomy places the organism in Eukaryota, Metazoa, Chordata, Aves, Passeriformes, Passeridae. Bases 603 to 1364 code for a protein of 253 amino acids.